Medicago truncatula (barrel medic) is the source of this 2740-nucleotide messenger RNA. Its product is annotated as pentatricopeptide repeat-containing protein At1g50270. Gene Ontology annotation, biological process: RNA modification. The transcript has 2 exons. NCBI's taxonomy places the organism in Eukaryota, Viridiplantae, Streptophyta, Magnoliopsida, Fabales, Fabaceae. Gene Ontology annotation, molecular function: RNA binding; protein binding. The record is from RefSeq and is a predicted model, not a curated record. The coding region runs from base 116 to 1936 and encodes 606 amino acids.
AUCUCUUACCCGCAGAGGUUAACACCAUCAAAACCCGUAAAGAUCCGCACAAUCAAAACACACUCUAAAAAUUCAAUCUUUUCCUUUGCCGCGCGCGCGACCAGCAAACAAUGCUAUGCAAGUUUUAGUUUAUCUGCGCAAUGCAAUUGCAUCCCUUUCAAAGAACCAUCAAAACCUGAAACAAUGGAAUCAAAUUCAAUCCACGAUCAUCACCUCCGGUCUCUACACACUCCAAGACGCCAUUUUCGUCGCCAAACUCAUCCAAUGCGCACCACUCUCUCAACCUCAAACUUCAUCUCUUCGCCUUCUCCUCAACACAAUCCACACUCCCAACACUCGUCUCUUCAACAAACUCAUAACAUCUUUCCCUAAAACAACACUUCUUUCUUAUGCCAAAAUGCAUGAAAUGGGUGUUCAACCAGAUAAACACACGUUCCCUUUGCUUUUAAAGAUUUUUUCAAAGAAUGGUGUGCCGAAUGAUCAUCUCCCUUUUAUGGUGUAUGCUCAAGUUUUUAAACUUGGGUUUGAUCAUGAUUGUUUUGUUUGUAAUGGUUUCAUUUCUGCUUUUGGGUGUUCUGGGUUUAUGAAAAAUGCGUGUAAAGUGUUUGAUGAAAGUCCUGAAAGGGAUAUUGUUGCUUGGACGGCUUUGAUUAAUGGGUUUGUUAAAAAUGGUGUUCCUGGUGAGGCGCUUAGGUGUUUUGUGGAGAUGAGAUUGAAGGGUGUUGUGAUUGAUGGUUUUACCGUUGCCAGUGUUUUACGUGCGGCUGCCUUGGUGGGCGAUUAUUGUUUUGGAAAGCGUGUUCAUGGGUUUUAUGUGGAAACUGGGAGAGUGGUUUUGGAUGGUUCUGUUUAUUGUGCUCUUGUGGAUAUGUACUUCAAGUGUGGUUAUUGUGAAGAUGCGUGCAAAGUGUUUGAUGAAAUGCCUUACAGAGACGUGGUUGCUUGGACUGUGGUUGUGGCUGGUUUUGUGCAAUGUAAAAAGUACCAAGAUGCACUUAGUUUUUUCCGGAGAAUGCUGUUAGAUAAUGUUGUGCCGAAUGAAUUUACACUGACUAGUGUUCUUAGUGCUUGUGCUCAUGUGGGGGCUUUGGAUCAAGGAAGGUUGGUGCAUCGAUACAUGGAGCAUAAUGAUUGUAAUUUGAACGCAGUGCUAGGGACGUCAUUGGUAGAUAUGUAUGCAAAAUGCGGGUGCGUUGACAAAGCUUUGAUGGUAUUUGAAAACUUGCAAGUCAAGAACGUGCACACUUGGACGGCAAUGAUUAAUGGGUUGGCUGUGCAUGGGGAUGCCUUAGGAGCAUUGAAUAUCUUUUCACGCAUGUUGGAAAGCGGUCUUCGACCUAAUGACGUUACCUUCCUUGGUGUUCUUGGUGCAUGUUCUCAUGGAGGUUUUGUAGAUGAGGGGAAAAAGUUAUUUGAAAUGAUGAGACAUACUUAUCAUUUAAAGCCAAACAUGGAGCAUUAUGGAUGCAUGGUUGAUCUCCUUGGUCGAGCAGGAUGUUUGGAAGAUGCAAAACAAAUUAUUGAUAAUAUGCCAAUGAAGCCUAGCCCUGGUGUCUUGGGAGCUUUAUUAGGUGCCUGCGUGAGCCACAAAGAUUUCGUAAUGGGCGAACAUAUAGGGAACAUUCUGGUUAAUCUACAGCAGAACCACAACACUGGAUAUGCACUUCUGGCAAACUUGUAUUCAACGUGUCAAAACUGGGAAGCAGUAGCGCGUGUCAGGAAGCUCAUGAAAGGAACGCAGGUUGAAAAGACUCCAGGUUAUAGUUGGAUAGAAGUGGCCGGCUCAAUGCACGAGUUUAAAGCAUUUGAUCAUUCACAUAGCGAAUUUUCAUGUGUUUAUUUGAUGUUGGAGAAUUUAAUAUUGCAAAUGAAAAUGGUCGAUCAAGCUCAAUGGAACGAAGGCUUUGACCUUGUAUCCAGCACUGAUGUGGGUUAAGACUUGAGAAUACCACAAUGUCUUGAGUGAUUUAAUAUUACAGCUCUCAAUGCGUGAUUUGGUUAGCUGUGAAAGAGCGAUGAAUUCAAUAAACAAUUGGACAGGAGAGCAUGAAGCAUGCGGAUGGCUUCAUGAACUGGAAAGCAUGUCUGGACCUAAGAGGGGUAUUUUUUAGCAGACUUUCCACCCGGCAGGUAUUGACACCCGGCAAAGUUUAUCAGAGAUGGAUAGAAAUAUGGGCCAGUUAAUUUUUUUAAAAUUUAAUUAUAACUGCAUUCUUAUGGUUUGGAAGGUUCAAGUCAGAUUGUGGAAGCCCUGACCUCAUCCCUCAUCUGCAAUAGAUUGUAAUUCUUUACUUUUCACUUUCAAAUGUGCACCUGAAGUGGGAAAGAAAUUGAACAAUGCUUCUAAGUUUGCAGCUGAUGUGGAGGAUACCCUAGACAAAAAACGUAAAUAUAGAUCAAGCAAAAGUUUAGAUAGUUAUUUUAUUAUUAAUGUUAUGAUAUAUGUUUUAUGUUCAAGAGUUAUUAUAUUCAAAUUUGGGGUGAGGGGAUGGUGCUCCAGUCUAAGACAGGAAAGACCUUCGGGUUCAUAAAGCAUUUACCUCCUUCUAAGGGCACUAGCGGGUCUCGAGGUCCCAAGUUCGUAAAUGUAAAUGCAUUUGUAAGUGUUCUAUGAGCCUGAAGAUCUUCCUUGCCUUUAAUUGAUGCACCAUCCCCUCACCCUAUUUUUUUUUCCAUAAAAAAGUUAUUAUUGGAACAAUGUUUUGCACCCUCGUUUUUUAAUACAUUUUUGUUUAAAUUU